AUGGCCCAAUCCUCCUCUCUUGAUGUCCUGCUGAAAGGCAGCUCCGGCCAAAGUACGCGCGGUCUACUGCGGAUCAUUAUCCUCAUUACCAUCGCCGCCGCUGCGGUGGCCAGUCGUCUAUUCAGUGUUAUUCGAUUUGAAAGUAUUAUUCACGAGUUCGAUCCUUGGUUCAACUUCCGUGCAACAAAGUAUUUGGUUCAGAAUGGCUUCUAUAGCUUUUGGGAUUGGUUCGAUGACCGAACAUGGCACCCCCUGGGUCGUGUCACUGGUGGCACUCUGUACCCCGGUCUCAUGGUUACCAGUGGUGUUAUCUACCACAUUCUUCGCUUCCUCACGAUCCCCGUCGACAUUCGAAACGUUUGCGUUCUGCUUGCCCCUGGCUUCUCGGGCCUGACGGCCCUGGCAAUGUACCUGUUGACUUGCGAGAUGUCCAAAUCUCCCUCUGCUGGUCUCCUCGCCGCUGCAUUCAUGGGAAUUGUUCCCGGUUAUAUCUCGCGGUCUGUCGCCGGUAGCUACGAUAAUGAGGCCAUUGCCAUCUUCCUACUGGUCUUCACCUUCUUCCUCUGGAUCAAGGCAGUCAAGAACGGAUCGAUUAUGUGGGGAGCAUUGACUGCUUUGUUCUACGGUUACAUGGUCUCGGCUUGGGGUGGAUACGUCUUCAUUACCAACCUCAUUCCUCUCCAUGUCUUCGUUCUUCUGUGCAUGGGUCGCUACAGCUCUCGCGUGUAUAUCAGCUACACCACCUGGUACGCUCUCGGAACACUGGGUAGCAUGCAGAUCCCCUUUGUCGGGUUCCUGCCCAUCCGUAACAGUGACCACAUGUCUGCCCUGGGUGUCUUUGGACUGAUCCAGCUUGGGCUUUUGCGGACUUUGUCCGCGGGUGUCAUUGCCCCGUGGAGUGGCCGUUUCUACUCCCUUUGGGAUACUGGCUAUGCCAAGAUCCACAUCCCGAUCAUCGCGUCCGUCUCCGAGCACCAGCCCACUGCCUGGCCAGCCUUCUUCUUUGACCUGAACUUCCUCAUCUGGCUCUUCCCAGCUGGUGUGUUCAUGUGUUUCCAGAACCUCAAGGACGAGCACGUCUUCGUCAUCAUCUAUGCUGUGCUUGCGAGCUACUUCGCCGGUGUCAUGGUCCGUCUGAUGCUCACUCUCACCCCAAUUGUUUGCGUCGCCGCCGCCCUGGCCGUGUCUAGUAUUCUGGACAGCUUCUUGGUCCUGACCAAGCCGAACCCUGAGUCCCAGACGAAGACCACUUCCGAGGACUCGAAGUCGCUCCGCUCGACUCAAAAGCCCGUUGUUGGCAUCUACUCGUACUUCUCCAAGGCUGUUGUAACGGGUUCCAUCACCGUCUACCUGCUUUUGUUCGUUGCGCACUGCACCUGGGUCACCUCCAAUGCCUACUCGUCUCCCUCCGUUGUGUUGGCGAGCCGCAUGCCCGAUGGCAGCCAGUUCAUCAUUGAUGACUACCGUGAGGCUUACUACUGGCUCCGCCAGAACACCCCCGACAACGCCAAGAUCAUGUCUUGGUGGGACUAUGGCUACCAGAUCGGUGGUAUGGCUGAUCGCCCUACCCUGGUUGACAAUAACACUUGGAACAACACCCAUAUUGCCACGGUUGGCAAGGCCAUGAGCUCGCGAGAGGAAGUCAGCUACCCUAUCCUCCGUCAACACGAUGUGGACUACGUUCUGGUUGUCUUCGGCGGGUUGCUAGGCUACUCGGGUGAUGACCUGAACAAGUUCUUGUGGAUGGUCCGUAUUGCCGAAGGUAUCUGGCCCGAUGAGGUGAAGGAACGUGAUUUCUUCACUGCUCGUGGCGAGUACCGUGUCGACGACGAAGCCACCCCUACCAUGCGUAACAGCUUGAUGUACAAGAUGUCUUACUAUAACUUCCAGUCUCUCUUCCCCGCUGGCCAAGCCGUCGACAGGGUUCGUGGUACCCGUGCACCAACUGAGAGCCCGCAGCUCAACACCCUCGAGGAGGCAUUCACCAGUGAGAACUGGAUCAUCCGGAUCUACAAGGUCAAGGAUUUGGACAACUUCGAUCGUGACCACAACAAUGCGGUCGCCUUCGACAAGGGUCUCAAGCGGAAGCGUGCUUCCAAGAAGAAGGGUCCUCGCGUUCUGCGAACGGAGUAG
This is a messenger RNA of Penicillium daleae, 2133 nucleotides long. RefSeq names its product dolichyl-diphosphooligosaccharide--protein glycosyltransferase subunit STT3. The transcript is spliced from 6 exons. Gene Ontology annotation, cellular component: membrane. Gene Ontology annotation, molecular function: dolichyl-diphosphooligosaccharide-protein glycotransferase activity. Lineage: Eukaryota; Fungi; Ascomycota; Eurotiomycetes; Eurotiales; Aspergillaceae. The record is from RefSeq and is a predicted model, not a curated record. Bases 1 to 2133 code for a protein of 710 amino acids. Gene Ontology annotation, biological process: post-translational protein modification.